AUGUCUUCCGUCAGCUCCUCAUCCACCUUUCGCUCCGAGCGCAUCAGUAGCACCUAUAGCCCGGCAGAAACCCAUUUCGAACCGCUGUUGGACGCGCCCCAUGGGAUCUUCACCCCGGGGCGGGCACGAGAGUCAUACGGAUACUCAGGCUCACCUUCAGCUGUGCAUCCGUCCCCUCUAGGGAGCAGCAACGUGGUGGCCACUGGAGACAAGUACCAGGUCCUGGCCGACGUCAGCCAGUUUGAGCCCCACGACAUUGUGCUGACCACAUACAACUACUGCAUUGUCAUCCAGGCAGAGAAGGUGGCAGAAGAUGGCACCGUCUCCAACACCUUCACCCAUAAGUGCCAGUUCCCGGCAGACAUGGAUCCCUUGUCUAUCAGCUGCACCCUGAACGACUCUGGCAUGUUGGUCAUCACGGCCAAACGGCGAGUCCUGACACCACCCCCUUUCUACCGCACUGAGGUCAAGCUCUAA
Molecule: messenger RNA, 477 nt
Organism: Eublepharis macularius
Lineage: Eukaryota; Metazoa; Chordata; Lepidosauria; Squamata; Eublepharidae
Product: heat shock protein beta-7-like
Exons: 3
Coding region: 1-477 (158 amino acids)
Source: RefSeq, a predicted model, not a curated record